Messenger RNA from Xiphophorus hellerii (green swordtail), 1954 nucleotides. Its product is annotated as Y-box-binding protein 2-B. The record is from RefSeq and is a predicted model, not a curated record. The coding region runs from base 48 to 1031 and encodes 327 amino acids. Gene Ontology annotation, molecular function: nucleic acid binding. NCBI's taxonomy places the organism in Eukaryota, Metazoa, Chordata, Actinopteri, Cyprinodontiformes, Poeciliidae. The transcript is spliced from 9 exons.
GAGCAGCGGAACCAGCAGGAGCGGCAGUCCCCAACUAGAGCAGCAGGAUGAGCGACUCCGAGGCGCCGAGCUCUCCACCGCCAGCCCCGGUGGAAGACCAGCCUCAGCCGGAGAGGAAGGUUAUAGCCAUGGCAGUUCAAGGCACAGUGAAAUGGUUCAACGUCCGUAACGGCUAUGGCUUCAUUAACAGGAAUGACACUAAAGAAGACGUCUUUGUUCAUCAGACUGCCAUCAAGAAGAACAAUCCUAGAAAGUUUCUCCGAAGUGUUGGAGAUGGGGAAGUCGUAGAGUUUGACGUAAUUGAAGCAACUAAAGGCUCGGAAGCGGCCAACGUUACGGGUCCGGGUGGCAUUCCGGUUAAGGGCAGCCGCUACGCUCCCAACAAACGGCGUUUCCGUCGGCGGUUCUUCCCCCGCAACCCUCGUCCUGCAGAUCAGAGUACACCGGCCGAUAACCAAGCUCCUGCACCAGAAGGGGAGCAAACGGAGGAGCCGGGGGCAACGAGGCCUCCACCCCGGAGACGUAGGCCACGCAGACCUCGACUUAGUGCCCAAAAUGGGGAAGUUGGAGAGGAAAAAGAUGGAGCUGCUGAAGGUGACCAGACACAGCAGAUGCCACAAAGGCGCAGAUUCUUCCGUCCCUACCGCAGACCCUUCCACCCUCGCCCACCUGCGGAACAGUCUCCGGCUUCAGAAGAAGGCAAGGAACAGCAGGCGGAGGUAAAACAGGUGGAGUCUCCUGAGGGUGUCCAGACCAACGGCGAGACGUCGACGGAAGACCAAGGCCAGAAAACACGCCGGCCGCCCAGACGGCGCAGGCAGAGGAACUCUGAAUCCUCAACAUCAAAAAAUGACACAGAGAAGUCUGGCUCGGAGCCUGGGACCCCUCCUCAGAGCACAAAACCAACAGGGGAGAAAUCUACACCCAAAUCGUCAAAGUCGUCUCCGAAAACCUCUCCUAAAACUUCUCCUAAAACACCAAAAUCUCCUGAGGCGGAGGUCGCCCCAGAAGUAGAAGCCCCAACAGAGUGAUUGCAGCCAGGCUUGUCUCAGCCCCCAGGGCGAAGAUGGGACCUGAUGCCAAAGAAAGUUGAGUGACCCUGGCUUCGGACAGUUUGAGAUUGCGCCGCUCGUGCAUCAUGGGACAAACGGGUGGUCUCUCGACGGACGUGGACUGGUUUAAAGUGGAAUGCUGGCAUUAAAGGGAUAAAAACAAUUUUUAUGGAGUCUUUAAGGACAUUUUUUAAGUUUAAACUUUAGUUGAAACACAAAACAUUUUUUUUUUUUUUUGUUCCUCAAACCAGGACUAAAGACCAGCCUAAUCCUCGUUCAGGAUUAGAGGCAUAUGACGUUUGGUUCUUCACCGUUUGAAAUCCCUGUGCCUCCUUUGCGUUUUUCUUGUAGGUCCUGGGGUUUGAGAGCUGGACCUCUUUCACAACAUGCACUGCUCUCCCCUCUUCUCUCUCUCUCACAGCUAUAGCGACUGGUUGGCGAGGAGUCGGCAGGUUAGAAAGGGUGAUACCGAUGAGUGUGUGUGAUUAAAAAGUUAAAAAGCUUUAAAGCGAAGGGGAAAAUGGGAAAGGACAAUCUGCUUGUUGGCUCAGUCAUUCCAACCCCUCUUAGAAGAACAUUUUCUUUAACUGACCAAAUACGGGUAGAUCAGGUAUUCAGAGGAACCAGCCUUGUUUUUUUUAUUUGGCUUUUUAAAUUUGAUUUGAGGGGAAGCCCAAGCAGGUGUGCAGCUGCUGGUUUGCAUUGGAAGUCAGUUUAGUUCUGGUACCACCUGAAUCGGUUGAAGCGUUGCGCUCCUUUCAUCUCCGGCUUUGGAUGGAUUGAUGGGGGGGAGAAAAUAACUUUAUUUCUCGAGUUUUAGGUUUCCUUUUUGUUGGAGGGGAUUAUGUGCAAUGUCAAUACCUGGAAUGCCAACUAAUAAAACAUGUUUGCCAAUAUCACAA